This is a messenger RNA of Effrenium voratum, 588 nucleotides long. Lineage: Eukaryota; Dinophyceae; Suessiales; Symbiodiniaceae. The record is from the annotation of a GenBank genome assembly.
AUGUUGGAAAAGCGGGGGCAUCGCAAGACCUGGGCUCGAGAGCUGGUUGCUGGCAUGUGUUCAGGAGGGCCGGAGGCCCUCGUCACGACGCCUUUUCAAGUGGUGAAGAUCCGCAUGCAGAAUAAAGACUUGGUGCAGCACUAUGCGAACGACUUCGACUGCCUCAUCAAGGUGCUUUUGGAAGAAGGACCACAAGCUCUCCUUGCCGGCCUGCAGUCAACAGUUAUUCGAAACUGCGUAUGGAACGGGGUAUAUUUUGGAACCAUCUCCUUCCUGUCCAGCAGCACGGAUCAGCGCGACGGCCUCGUGGGAGGAGUGCAACGCCUCGGGACCGGACUCUGUGCGGGCAUGUUUGCCACGUGCUUCAACGCGCCCUUCGAUGUAGCGAAAAGCCGCAUCCAACAAGCAAAGUCCGAGUCCGGGUCAAGGACCACUUUUGGGGUCCUCGCUGAUAUCCUCCGCCACGAAGGCCCGCGAGCUUUGUACAAAGGCUUCGUGCCAAAAGCAUGGAGGAUGGGAGUCGGAGGUGCUGUCGGCUUUGUCACCUUCGAGUUUGUGCAUCGGACUAUGCUUUCCAGAAAUCAGUGA